AUCUGUGUUUAAUGCAAUAAAACAUUUAUUCAGUAAAAAAAAAAAGCAGUUACGGUGCAUCACUCGUUGAGCCCGUGAACAGUUAGUUACAUGUAGGUCGUUUAUUCUAUUAAUAGGAUGUCUUUUUUAUUCACACAUUGUGCGCGCUUUGUGAAGGAUAUGAUCAUUCAACUGUUCAUUGCAAGUACUUUUUGAUAGCCACGAGUUACUUUUCUUUGACUGCAACUCUUCUGUGUUAUCCCUAAAGGGCUGUGCAUGGAACACUGUAUUGAGUAAAAUAUGGAUGCAAGAAACGUGAGAUGCUGUCUGUGCUGGUUUCUGUGUCUAGGUGCCAUUAAUUUCCUUGUUGCCCUCCUAAUAGCAUACAGAACACUCACUGGUGAAUGUGAACCUGAAGUCUGCCAUGAACAUGGAACCUGUCUGACGAACAAGGAUGGCUUUAAAUGUCACUGUGAUGAUGGGUACAUAGGGGAUCAGUGCCAGUUUAUGGAAUACAUGCCUGAUCCUGCUAUCCUCCGUCGUAAUGACACAAACUCUACUGAUUCCAUACAAGGGGUAACCUAUAACCCGUUAUCUAAUGGUUCGGUUGUUAUCGUCAUGUCAACUACACCUGCCCCAUCUACGCAUUCACCAGAAGUGGUGCGGGCGAAAUUGAGGGAUCCAGGAUUUACUUCUGAUUACUGGGCCUUCAUUAUUGUAUAUGCAGUUUUUAGCACUGCCAUUUUCCUGCUUGCAUUCCUACUACUGAACCUUUGUCAAAAGAAGUUGUCCAAGCAGUCCCAAGGUAAAGAUUACUAUGGAAUCCAGUUUAACCCAGAAGCCCAGACAGAGGAGGAAAUGCGAAGUCAGAUGAGACAUUUGGUUUCAGAUGCAAGUGGACUAGAUGUUGUUACUUAAAGGAUCAUAACCAUAAACAUCCCAAGGAAAUUGUCUUCUGAAUUGUGCCAUAUUUUAGGAAUUUUACCGUUGUUCUAGUUCAGAGAUUUUGAGACCAUAGCAUUGCUUAUUUUAUGCUUUUAUUUGUAUUUCAAGUUUUGACAGUGCCAUAAGAAAUGUUUUUUUCCAUUGUUUUUAUCAAUAAUAAUUUUUGGUCAGUUUACUUUGCUAGUUAGUUAUCUGAUUUUUAUUUGUUUCUCAUGCAAGAUUUUGAUUUACAUUUAAAGGAUUUUUCUUUUGCAAUUUACAAUUUGACAUAUUGUCUAGUGUUUUAUUUCUUCAGUAUUUGUGUUAAGUGUGUGUUGUAUUUUUUUUCCAGCAUACACUUUCUGUUAUAUUUUAGCUGAGAUUAAAAAACACUUUGAUUUGAAAUGUCAUUAAACAAUCAAAAGCUUGCAAAUCAAGUGCCAAAGUUUGAAACCUCUGUUAUUUGAAUAUGGGAUGUAACUUUAUCCUAUUGUCCAAUUUUACUGAAGUUACAAUGUAUUUAAAACUCUCCAGAGAACUUGUGAAUUUUUUUUUUAUCAAAAUGGCAACUAGCUUUGAAUAGAUAAUGAUUAAGAACAAAAUAAGAUGGCUACCUUGCCAUCUUGUUUGAAUGAUAUAUUUUAUGUAUCUUUAAUUUUAACAAGGUGUCAACCAUUAGCCUUUGUUGAAAGAAGUAGGUUAAGUAAAAGUUCUAUUUUUGCCCUAAGACCCAGCUGGUUACAUGAAAUUUACCAAAUAUCUCUUCAUCAACCAAACAAUGCAAGGAAACUCGUAAGCAAAUAAAUCUAUUAAUAAUGUGUAACAUCACAAUCAUUGAUAAUGUACAUACUUAUAUAUAAUCAACAUGAUCAAGAAGUUUUUGAGAUGUACUGAGAUCUAAAUACUGGUGCAUUUGUACGUUAGGAAAAGUAGGUGGGACUUCAAAUUUGGAAAUAUCCACGGUAUUUGAGGAAGUGCUCUAUUGAAUUGACAGUAAUUUACAUAAUAUCUGCAAUUGUUUUGAAACAUAAGUGUUAAUCAUACCUACUUCCUUACUUUUGAGUACAAACUACGUAUGUACAGAAACUGAGAAAAUGCUCUUUUUGUUAUCAGGGAUUUUUAAAGAUUUUCUUUUUCUCAUGUCCAAUCACUAUUUUGGACAUUAUGUUGAGGACACAUAGAAAAGCGAUGUAGCACAUCCUUAACAGAGGAUGUCCACAGUAAGUUUGAUGAGUGUUUUACUUUGAUUUGAUUAUAUUCCAUUAAUUUUGCAUUUUAAUACAGUUCUCUUUAAAUGUUUUGUUUGCUUACGUAUGAGGGUAUGAAAAUGUUAAGACGCGUUGUACAUUGUUAGUUUUCGGAUUCACAGGUUGGUUUUUCUAAAAUGAAAUAAAAUUUCUCCACAAAAUGA
Messenger RNA from Saccostrea cuccullata (small rock oyster), 2314 nucleotides. RefSeq lists its product as uncharacterized. The record is from RefSeq and is a predicted model, not a curated record. Lineage: Eukaryota; Metazoa; Mollusca; Bivalvia; Ostreida; Ostreidae. The coding region runs from base 280 to 897 and encodes 205 amino acids. The transcript has 6 exons.